CCUUUUUAUUUUUCUAUCACAAAUGUACCGUGAUUGAACAUACACUAUCGCACAGUAGGUGGCGGCAUGCACAAACAAACAUGUGCGAACUCCAUGAUACCCAAGAAGAAGAAGAAGCAGAAGAAGCAGAAGAAGAAAACAUCUCUAACUGGGGUAAAGGCCACUUUGCCUCUUUCAUGCCGUGGCCAGCAGCUGUUUGACACAUUGUUUCCGGCUAGUUUUAGCAAAGUUGGAACCGGUCUUGCUCCUGAACUGAACUGAAUUGAAUAGUCCGUUCACAUACUCUGCAUUAAAAACACAUCUGCAGAGAAAUCUGACGAUUCAGAAUGUUGCAAAACACAGGGUAAGUAACGUCAGCUAGCUAGCCCGCUAACGUUAGCCUCUUGGCUACAUAACAUAGUUGUCUAGUUUUCUCCUUCAAGCUUUUCGUAGAUUAAGUCGGUGGCUGAUUACUUUGCAUGUAACUAAUUAGCUAAGCUGUGAGCAAAACAUAUGACGAGCAUUACGAAAUACUUUUGUCCAGAACUUUGCACAAGCUGUGUUGAAAUGUGGUUAACCAGGGUUAGCUUAUAAGCAGGUCAGCUGGCUACGCAGUCCAGCCAGCCAGACAGUGAACUUUUCUGUUUGUCUUUCACACGCAUGAUCUUAUCCUGUACAUAUCACCGUUACAAUGUGUACCUACUAGUUAUGUAACGUUAGCUAUGUAUUUCAAACAGCUAGACUGAGAUUGAUUUGACUGGUUGUAAACUUAGCAGGUAUUGUAUCAUGUCACACAAAGAUCUGAUGGGGAGGGAGUGAGAUUCAGGGUAAAGGUCACUGGAGUGAAACAGACCAGGCCGGGGUUUGGGGUUUGAGAAGUCAAUGAGAGAAUUAAAAAAUAUAUAUUCCUUAGUAGUACAUUUUCUCGAAAUCUAAAGGCACAACCUAGAUUCGACCCAAUGUCUUAAGCAGUUGAACAUGUUAUUACUCCAACCUCGUGAAAGUGACAAACUGACACGUUUUAAUUUUAGUCAAAAAACUACUUUUAUAUCGUCUUUGAUUUGACGGGCCUGCACAUGCGCACUUCGGCGAGAGACGACCUUAACGUGUUUCUGCGCAUGAGCAGUGGUAGCCAAAGUCGCCCAUGACAUCGCCUACAAGUGUGAUCGGGGAUUUGUAUUGAAGAAGCAGUUUUGGCACAUCUUCAUACUGUACUGUCUUUGAUAACACCUCCUCGUCGUUGAAUGAAUGACCUCGUCGUAUUAUGCUAAAUUGUUCCUGGUCCUUGAGUUCUAGCCAGAGUGACCAUCUCUUUGUGCUAUCAUGCCAGCUCCUUUGCUGUCAUUGUCAAGACACUUUUUUUUUUUUUUUUAUGUUUGGCAAACAGCUCCUGAGUGGCGCAGUGGUCUAAGGCACUGCAUCACAGUGCUAACUGUGCCACUAGAGAUCCUGGUUCGAAUCCAGGCUCUGUCGCAGCCGGCCGCGACCGGGAGACUCAUGGGCGGCGCACAAUUGGCCCAGCGUCGUCCAGGGUAGGGGAGGGAAUGGCCGGCAGGGAUGUAGCUCAGUUGAUAGAGCAUGGCGUUUGCAACGCCAGGGUUGUGGGUUCGAUUCCCAUGUGGGGCCAGUAUAAAAAAAUUAAUAAUGUAUUCACUAACUGUAAGUCGCUCUGGAUAAGAGCGUCUGCUAAAUGAGUAAAAUGUACAUGUAAAUGUAAACAGACUGGCACUCAGGCAACUUGAAUUGAAUGAAUGAAUUGUGUUAAAAUCAGUUAUAUGGAACCCAACCCAACCCAGGUAGACUCUUGGUAGAGUUCCACAUGUUGCUUUCACUAAUUGAGGAGACAAGGAUGGAAUUACCUCCCGGAAGGUGUUCCGUAUGGAUUUAUGCUUGAUCUUCUCAUUUCCUACAUCCUGACCUAUGUAGUACAAUCUAGUGGCAGCAACAGUCCUGAACCUAGCCUCCUAGCCUGCAGAACAACUAGUGGCAGCGACAGUCCUGAACCUAGCCUCCUAGCCUGCAGAACAACCUAAUCUAGUGGCAGCGACAGUCCUGAACCUAGCCUCCUAGCCUGCAGAACAACUAGUGGCAGUGACAGUCCUGAACCUAGCCUCCUAGCCUGCAGAACAACCUAAUCUAGUGGCAGCAACAGUCCUGAACCUAGCCUCCUAGCCUGCAGAACAACUAGUGGCAGUGACAGUCCUGAACCUAGCCUCCUAGCCUGCAGAACAACCUAAUCUAGUGGCAGCAACAGUCCUGAACCUAGCCUCCUAGCCUGCAGAACAACCUAAUCUAGUGGCAGCAACAGUCCUGAACCUAGCCUCCUAGCCUGCAGAACAACUAGUGGCAGUGACAGUCCUGAACCUAGCCUCCUAGCCUGCAGAACAACCUAAUCUAGUGGCAGCAACAGUCCUGAACCUAGCCUCCUAGCCUGCAGAACAACCUAAUCUAGUGGCAGCGACAGUCCUGAACCUAGCCUCCUAGCCUGCAGAACAACUAGUGGCAGCGACAGUCCUGAACCUAAGCCUCCUAGCCUGCAGAACAACCUAAUCUAGUGGCAGCGACAGUCCUGAACCUAGCCUCCUAGCCUGCAGAACAACUAGUGGCAGCGACAGUCCUGAACCUAGCCUCCUAGCCUGCAGAACAACUAGUGGCAGCGACAGUCCUGAACCUAGCCUCCUAGCCUGCAGAACAACUAGUGGCAGCAACAGUCCUGAACCUAGCCUCCUAGCCUGCAGAACAACCUAAUCUAGUGGCAGCAACAGUCCUGAACCUAGCCUCCUAGCCUGCAGAACAACCUAAUCUAGUGGCAGCGACAGUCCUGAACCUAGCCUCCUAGCCUGCAGAACAACCUAAUCUAGUGGCAGCGACAGUCCUGAACCUAGCCUCCUAGCCUGCAGAACCAACAGUCCUGAACCUAGCCUAGCCUAGCCUCCUAGCCUGCAGAACCAACAGUCCUGGACCUAGCCUAGCCUAGCCUCCUAGCCUGCAGAACAACCUAUUCCUUUGCUGUGUGUGAAUUACAGAAAGCUAGCGGGACAAACCCUGUUCAUUACAGGGGCAAGUCGUGGGAUUGGGAAAGCCAUCGCACUUAAAGCUGCCAGGGACGGUGCCAAUGUCGUCAUAGCCGCUAAAACCGCACAGGCCCACCCCAAACUACCUGGAACCAUCUACACAGCUGCAGAAGAAAGUAAGUACAGCUUGACUUUAGCUUUUUUUUUUUUUGUUUAUUAUGGCUUUAAGCUUAAAAUGCCUCCUGUAGCUCAGUUGGUAGAGCGUGGCGCUUGCAACGCCAGGGUUGCGGGAUCGAUUCCCACGGGAGGGGCCAGUAUGAAAAAUUUAUGCACUCACUAACUGUAAGUCGCUCUGGAUAAGAGCGUCUGCUAAAUGACUAAAAAUGUAAAAUGUAAAUGUAAAACACAAAAUGUUCACAGUUUUGACCGUCCUUUGACAUGUUUCUCACCCUUUAGUCCAUCCCAGUUUACAUUCUUGAGCUUCACGACUGCUGAAGUAUGUGAUAAUAAGUACAUUGGUAUGUGUUGCUUAUUCCUGUGUGUGUUGCUAGUCGAGGCAUUGGGAGGCAAAGCGUUGCCUUGUAUCGUAGACGUCAGAGAUGAGAAGCAGAUUGGAGAUGCAGUGGAACAGGCCGUGCAGAUGUUUGGAGGUGAGCAACAACAACAACAACAACAACAACAACAAGCCCCAAAUGAAUGGAAACGAUAAGCACAGAAUAACCAAGAUAAUCAGUCAAUUAGACGGUGUUUAAUAUCGGUUAACACAGAACUAAAGUAUUGCGUAAUUGGUUGUCUGCUCCAUUAAAGUUCUGGGUCCAUACGUUUUUAGAAGGGAUUAAGUUCUGCUAGAACCAGGAGCUCCACCCUCUCUGCAAGUUACAGGCCGAAUGAUCCCCUUCCCAAAUUCAAAAUAUGCCAAUACCUGCGAAAUCGUGAUUUGUCCAAAUUUAAAUAAGUGACGAAAAACUCGGAACAUCGGAACUACUGCUGCUCGCUAGCCAACGCGUUCUGUUCUUUCCUGACCAAUUCUACUGUACCAGUUAUGUUUACGUAGAUCUGUCCAUGAGAUUAAACUGUGCUUAUAUUUUAUAUUUUAAUAUAUUUUAUAUUUUAUUAUAUUUUAUAUUUAUUGUGGUUUAGGUGUAUAGCUGGAUCUAUAUGUCGUGGGACGUGAUCUCGUCUUGAAAUUAGUCUACUUUUGGAGGUCUGAAAAACAUCUGACAGACUUUCAUUUCUGAAUAAAAUGUCCCUUUAACAUGAUACGUCUGUGUCCAGGUAUUGAUAUCCUGGUGAACAAUGCCAGUGCCAUUAACCUGACGGGAACCCUGGAGACGCCCAUGAAGAAAGUGGACCUUAUGCUGGGGGUCAACCUCAGAGGAACCUAUCUGACGUGAGUUCAUUGGCCAAAACAUACUAAACAGGAUGGCUGGGUCAACUAGGCCUGCAUCUAUGUAACCUUUUGAUUGUGUGCUAUUUGCAGUCUUGAUUUCUUCUAGAAAACUCUUUAAGUAUUGGUAUUGGUAGCCUAGCGGUUAGAAGAGAGCCAGCAACCGGAGGGAUUGCCGGUUUGAAUACCGGGUCUGGUGGAUAUCAGCUUAGUACCUUUGUAAUACAGGAAUAUCAGUUGACUACCUACAGUGAGGGAAAAACAGUAUUUGAUCCCCUGCUGAUUUUGUACGUUUGCCCACUGACAAAGAAAUGAUCAGUCUGUAAUUUUAAUGGUAGGUUUAUUUGCUACAGUGAGAGACAGAAUAGCAACAAAAAAAUCCAGAAAAAUGCAUGUCAAAAAUGUUAUGAAUUGAUUUGCAUUUUAAUGAGGGAAAUAAGUAUUUGACCCCUCUGCAAAACAUGACUUAGUACUUGGUGGCAAAACCCUUGUUGGCAAUCACAGAGGUCAGACGUUUCUUGUAGUUGGCCACCAGGUUUGCACACAUCUCAGGAGGGAUUUUGUUCCACUCCUCUUUGCAGAUCUUCUCCAAGUCAUUAAGGUUUCGAGGCUGACGUUUGGCAUCUCGAACCUUCAGCUCCCUCCACAGAUUUUCUAUGGGAUUAAGGUCUGGAGACUGGCUAGGCCACUCCAGGACCUUAAUGUGCUUCUUCUUGAGCCACUCCUUUGUUGCCUUGGCCGUGUGUUUUGGGUCAUUGUCAUGCUGGAAUACCCAUCCACGACCCAUUUUCAAUGCCCUGGCUGAGGGAAGGAGAUUCUCACCCAAGAUUUGACGGUACAUGCCCCGUCCAUUGUCUCUUUGAUGCAGUGAAGUUGUCCUGUCCCCUUAGCAGAAAAACACCCCCAAAGCAUAAUCUUUCCACCUCCAUGUCCAAACUUCAGACGGGCAUGUAUAUGUGCUUUCUUGAGCAGGGGGACCUUGAAGGCGCUGCAGGAUUUCAGUCCUUCACGGCGUAGUGUGUUACCAAUUGUUUUCUUGGUGACUAUGGUCCCAGCUGCCUUGAGAUCAUUGACAAGAUCCUCCCGUGUAGUUCUGGGCUGAUUCCUCACCGUUCUCAUGAUCAUUGCAACUCCACGAGGUGAGAUCUUGCAUGGAGCCCCAGGCCGAGGGAGAUUGACAGUUAUUUUGUGUUUCUUCCAUUUGCGAAUAAUCGCACCAACUGUUGUCACCUUCUCACCAAGCUGCUUGGCGAUGGUCUUGUAGCCCAUUCCAGCCUUGUGUAGGUCUACAAUCUUGUCCCUGACAUCCUUGGAGAGCUCUUUGGUCUUGGCCAUGGUGGAGAGUUUGGAAUCUGAUUGAUUGCUUCUGUGGACAGGUGUCUUUUAUACAGGUAACAAGCUGAGAUUAGGAGCACUCCCUUUAAGAGUGUGCUCCUAAUCUCAGCUCGUUACCUGUAUAAAAGACACCUGGGAGCCAGAAAUCUUUCUGAUUGAGAGGGGGUCAAAUACUUAUUUCCCUCAUUAAAAUGCAAAUCAAUUUAUAACAUUUUUGACAUGCGUUUUUCUGGAUUUUUUUGUUGUUAUUCUGUCUCUCACUGUUCAAAUAAACCUACCAUUAAAAUUAUAGACUGAUCAUGUCUUUGUCAGUGGGCAAACGUACAAAAUCAGCAGGGGAUCAAAUACUUUUUUCCCUCACUGUAUGUAAUACAGGAAUAUCAGCUGACUACCUUUGUAAUACAGAAAUAUCAGCUGACUACCUUUGUAAUACAGGGAUAUCAGCUUGUAACUGUUUUGACUUGACUUGAGGUUAGUAGGGGUGCCAGGUAGGUCAUGCCUACCAGAGAAAAGUUUGAUUUCUCCUUUUAUUUUGUGAGUUGGUCACAUAUGUCAGUGAAGUCUACACCAAGGAAAAUAAACUUUCCAUAAACCCUUCAAAACAUUAGAAAUAACUUCAAAACAACUGUUUUUGCGUUGGUUGUAUUACCAAAAUAAAUGAUCAUACACAAUAACAUCAAAAUAAUAUCUUAGGUUCACCUGUAAAUGUCCCGUACCGGUAAAUGUCCCGUACCGGUAAAUGUCCCGUACCGGUAAAUGUCCCGUACCGGUAAAUGGUUGAGUGAACCCAACUGACCUCAGUCACGCAAUUGUCCAUUCAUAAAGUAACACCGGUCUCAUUCAUACAAUCAGAUUGCAAUAAACUCCUGUUCCACACACAAUAAAGGUUAUCAGAAAUCUCAGUAAUCUUCACCUACAACUAAACACAUAAACCAACACGGUGUAAAUCACGUUAAAACAAAUGAAAUACCGUUUGUAGUCAGUGGGACAGUCAGUCAAUCCAAUCCGCCAAAACAGAUCUCCAGUGGAGAAAGGCCACGGCGGAGACCAACGGAGAUAAGUAGUCCAACAAUAUAAAUGAGUAGAUCCGAUCCUCUCGCGACGCGGCUAUAAAGCCCACUUUUUAAAUGUAACGAAACAAACGGAGUAAAGGAGCUUCGGAACUGAGGGUUGAAACUUCCUCAUUUGCACCACUUCCUCUUUUGCACCCCAACGUUUGCGCAGCUGAUGCUGGCUAUUUAAUAGGGAAUUAAAGGGGACGCGCCCCUUUGGGAGGAGAAGCACUGAGACGGUUCAGACAAAUUUGGGGCCAUCACACACCCCCUGGAAAAUCCGACCAAUGCCAUGGAAGGCACAUAUUGGUCUGGGAAACCGAGAAAAGUUUCCUCACUUUCCUCCUCGAAGAUAUUCAUGACUUUGCGGUGUUCACUCUCCUCAGCUGAGGGGUAACGGGCCUUCAAGUGUGAGACUUCUGGGUCUGGGAAUACGAGAAAAGUCUCCAUCACUUUCCUCUUCGAAGAUAUUCAGGACCUUACGCUGCUCAAUCUCCUCCAAUUCCUCAGCCAAGGGGUAACGAGCCUUAAGGCGUGAGACAUGGACAACGCACAUACAGUUGAAGUCGGAAGUUCACAUACACUUAGGUUGGAGUCAUUAAAACUAGUUUUUCAACCACUCCACACAUUUCUUGUUAACAAACUAUAGUUUUGGCAAGUCGGUUAGGACAUCUACUUUGUGCAUGACACAAGUAAUUUUUCCAACAAUUGUUUACAGACAGAUUAUUUCACUUAUAAUUCACUGUAUCACAAUUCCAGUGGGUCAGAAGAUUACAUACACUAAGUUGACUGUGCCUUUAAACAGCUUGGAAAAUUCCAGAAAAUGAUGUCAUGGCUUUAGAAGCUUCUGAUAGUCAAUUGGAGGUGUACCUGUGGAUAUAUUUCAAGGCCUACCUUCAAACUCAGUGCCUCUUUGCUUGACAUCAUGGGAAAAUCAAAAGAAAUCAGCCAAAAUCUUAUAGAACAUUUGUGGGCAGAACUGAAAAAGCGUGUGCGAGCAAGGAGGCCUACAAACCUGACUCAGUUACACCAGCUCUGUCAGGAGGAAUGGGCCAAAAUUCACCCAACUUAUUGUGGGAAGCUUGUGGAAGGCUACCCGGAACGUUUGACCCAAGUUAAACAAUUUAAAAGCAAUGCUACCAAAUACUAAUUGAGUGUAUGGUAAACUUCUGACCCACUGGGAAUGUGAUGAAAGAAAUAAAAGCGGAAAUAAAUCAUUCUCUUUUUAAAUAUAUUUGGCUAAGGUGUAUGUAAACUUCUUAUCUUCACCUGUGUCCUCCUUCACCGCUCGGUAGUUCAGAGGGACCAUCUGGUCGUUGCCGUAGGAGCAAGCUUGGCCGAGAAUAACUUUUCAGCUUUUAAGUACGGAUGGGAGCGUAGCAACACCCGAUCACUGACCUGGAAGUAGCAAUGGAGCCGGAGGGGAUGGAAGCCGUUUUACGGGCUCCAAUUGUGCUAUUCUGUGUUUUUUCGCGGCGUUUGCUACUUUGUUUCUGCCACCGUCUCCUAUGACUGAAAAAUAGCUUCUGAACAUCAGAACAGCGAUUACUCACCCUGGACUGGACGAAUAUUUUUUCUUUUAACGAAUCAGAAGGCAAAAUAUAUACGGCUCCUCCCGGACCAGGCCCAAAUCCCGUCAUUCGCAUGAAGAGGAGAAACUGAUACAGGGGUGCAGAUCCGGGGUGCUUGGUGAGAAUUUGUCGGCGAGUGGAUAAUCCUCCUUUUACCAUCCGUCCGUCUGGCGAACCUGCAAUCACUGGAGAAUAAACUGGAUGAGCUCCGUUCCAGAAUAUCCUACCAAUGGGACAUUUUAAACUGUAAUAUCUUAUGUCGUGGCUGAACAAGGACAUGGAUAAUAUACAGUUGGCUGGGUUUUCAGCAAGACGGAACCGCAACCUCCGGUGAGACAGACGGAACCGCAACCUCCGGUGAGACGAGGGGUGGUGGUUUUUGUGUCUCUUUGUCAACAACAGCUGGUGCGCGAUCUCUAAGUGUUGUGGGUUUGAUUCCCACGGGGGGGCAGUAUGAAAAAUAAAUAUAAAAUAAUGUAUGCACUCACUAACUGUAAGUCGCUCUGGAUAAGAGCGUCUGCUAAAUGACUAAAAUGUAAAAAUUUAAUAUUAAGGAAGUCUCAAGGUGUUUUCUCACCUGAGGUAGAAUACCUCAUGAUAAGCUGUAGACCACACUAUUUACCAAGAGUUUAUCAAUUUUUUCGUAGCUGUCUAUUUACCACCACAAACUGAUGCAGGCACUAAGACCGCACUCAACGAGCUUUAAGGCCAUAAGCAAACGAGAAUGUUGAAUGAAUGAACACAGAAGCGGCGCUCCUAGUACUUUAAUGCAGGGAAACUUAAACCCUUUUUACUUAAAAAAACAUCAAUACAUUUUAGCUAAUUUCUACCAGCAUGUCACGUGCAACCAGAACAACAACAACAAAAAAACUCUAGACCAUCUUUACUCCACACACAGAGACGUGUACAAAGCUCUCCCUCGCCCUCCAUUUGGCAAAUGUGACCAUAAUUCUAUCCUCCUGAUUCCUGCUUACAAGCACAAACUAAAGCAGGAAGUACCAGUGACUCGCUCAAUACGGAAGUGGUCCGAUGAUGCAGAUGCUACGCUACAGGACUGUUUUGCUAUCACAGACUGGAAUAUGUUCCGGGAUUCAUCCGAUGGCAUUGAGGAGUACACCACAUCAGUCACUGGCUUCAUCAAUAAGUGCGUCGAUGAUGUCGUCCCCACAGUGACCUCAUACCCCAACCAGAAGCCAUGGAUUACAGGCAACACCCGCACUGAGCUAAAGGCUAGAGCUGCCGCUUUCAAGGAGCGGGACACUAAUCCGGAUGCUUAUAAGAAAUCCCGCUAUGCCCUGAGACGAACCAUCAAACAGGCAAAGAGUCAAUACAGGACUAAGAUCGAAUCCUACUACACUGGCUCUGACGCUCGUCGGAUGUGGCAGGGCUUGCAAACGAUUAAAGAUUACAAUCGGAAACCCUGUCGCGAGCUGCCCAGUUACGCGAGCCUACCAGACAAACUAAAUGCCUUCAAUGCUCACUUCGAGGCAAGCAACACUGAACCAUGCAUGAGAGCACCAGCUGUUCCGGACGACUGUGUGAUCACGCUCACCGUAUCCGAUGUGAGUAAGACCUUUUAAACAGGUUAACUUUCACAAGGCUGCAAGGCCAGACGGAUUGCCAGGAUGCGUACUCGGAGCAUGCGCUGAACAACUGGCAAGUGUCUUCACUAACAAUUUCAACCUCUCCCUGACCGAGUCUGUAAUACCUACAUGUUUUAAGCAGACCACCAUAGUCCCUGUGCCCAAGAAGGCCAAGGUAACCUGCCUAAAUGACUACCGCCAUGUGGCACUCACGUCUGUAGCCAUGAAGGGCUUUGAAAGGCUGGACAUGGCUCACAUCAACACCAUCAUCCCAGAAACCCUAGACCCACUACAAUUUGCAUACCGCCCCAACAGAUCCACAGAUUACGCAAUCUCCUUUGCACUCCACAUUAACCUUUCCCACCUGGACCAAAUGAACACCUACGUGAGAAUGCUAUUCAUUGAUUACAGCGUUCAACACCAUAGUGCCCUCAAAGCUCAUCACAGCUAAGGACCCUGGGAUUAAACACCUCCCUCUGCAACUGGAUUCUGGACUUCCUGAUGGCAUGCCCCCAGGUGUUGUAACAUCUGCCACGCUGAUCCUCAACACGGGGGCCUCUCAGGGGUGCGUGCUUAGUCCCCUCCUGUACUCCCUGUUCACCCACGACUGCUUGGCCACGCAUGACUCCAACACCAUCAUUAAGUUUGCAGACGACACGACGGUGGUAGGCCUGAUCAUUGACAACGAUGAGACAGCCUAUAGAGAGGAGGUCAGAGACCUGGCCGUGUGGUGCCAGGAUAACAACCUCUCCCUCAACGUGAUCAAGACAAAGGAGCUGAUCGUGGACUACAGGAAAAGGGGGGCCGAGCACGCCCCCAUUCUCAUCGACGGGGCUGUAGUGGAACAGGUUGAGAGCUUCUAGUUCCUUGGCGUCCACAUCACUAACAAACUAUCAUGGUCCAAACACACCAAGACAGUCGUGAAGAGGGCAUGACAACGCCUAUUCCCCUCAGGAGACAGAAAAUAUUUGGCAUGGGUCCCCAGAUCCUCAAAAAGUUUGACAGCUGCACCAUAGAGAGCAUCCUGACUGGUUGCAUCACCGCUUGGUAUGGCAACUGCUCGGCAUCCGACCUCAAGGCGCUACAGAGGGUAGUGGGUACGGCCCAGUACAUCACUGGGGCCCGAGCUUCCUGUCAGAGGAAGGUCCUAAAAAUUGUCACACAUUCCAGCCACCCUAGUCAUAGACUAUUCUCUCUGCUGUUGCACGGCAAGCGGUACCGGAGUGCCAAAUCUAGGUCCAAAAGGCUCCUUAACAGCUUCUACCCCCAAGCCAUAAGACUCCUAAACAGUUAAUCAAAUGGCCACCCGGACUAUUUGCAUUGACCCCCCCCCCCCCCCCCCCCCCCCCCCCCUACGUUACUGCGACUCUCUGUUUAUUAUUAUCCAUAGUCUCUUUACCCCUACCCACAUGGACGUAUUACCUGGACUAACCUGUACCCUCACACGUUGUCUGGGUACCUGUAUAUAGCCUCGUUAUUACCUGGUACUUCCUGUAUAUAGCCUCGUUAUUACCUGGUACUUCCUGUAUAUAGCCUCGUUAUUACCUGGUACUUCCUGUAUAUAGCCUCGUUAUUACCUGGUACUUCCUGUAUAUACCCUCGUUAUUGUUAUUUUAUUGUGUUACUUUUUAUUUUAUUUUUCGUUAUUUGAUUGUUCCUUUUUUUCGGUCCACCACAUCUGGAUUAUUCCAACAGCCUUAACUCCUCUGGCUGUUCCAGCUGAGCUCUUCUUAUAGCCUGUAAAAGGACAUCAUCAGCAGGAUUACCAGGGGCUAGCUGUACCGGAGGAUUACCAGGGGCUAGCUGUACCGGAGGAUUACCAGGGGCUAGCUGUACCGGAGGAUUACCAGGGGCUAGCUGUACCGGAGGAACGGCAGAGAAGACUGCCGCACUUGGACCCCAAUCAUAUAACUUCGUAGUUUCUGCUUGGAAGACAUGCUUCUUGCUCUGUGUGGAAACCAGUAGCAAUUGUGUGCCAUGUCAAUCUGGACACCACUGAAGUACAUGAAAUCAAUUCCCAGGUUACGACAGGUUACACAGGCGGAACUCCAUCCGACGACAAUGUUUCAACCUGAUGAAGACCUAAUGGUUGAAAAUGUCUUUGCAAUAAACUUUUUUUUCCAACUUGACUAAUAAACACUUCUGUCUUUUUCCAAGUUAAUUUUGUCUCAAUGUAUUUGUGCUUUUUUUCUUUUUAUUCUGACUUUAGAUUGACGUGAGCAUGCUUUUAAUAUUUUUAACCUGUAUAUUGGUUCAACCCUCCUGAAGAAGCCUGUAUCUUGGUUGAACCCUCCUGAAGAAGCCUUUCUGAAUAAUGUCAUUCUGAAUUGUUUUCCCAGGUCUAAACUGUGCAUCCCACAUCUGUUGAAGAGCAAAAACCCUCACAUCCUCAACCUCAGCCCACCGCUUAACCUUAACCCCAUCUGGUUCAAAAACCACUCAGGUAAGGAAGGCUUCAUCGCUGUCUGGCUGAGGCCUUCUUCCCAAAGUGUGCACUUCCCUUCACUGAUUUUAAAAGGAAAAUGGCGGGUAUAAGAAAUAUGGUGGUAACUCCCUCUAGCCCCCCUGCCUCCACCAAUCCAAUGCUUUUAGAUUUGUGGGAUGUAGUGAACAAGUGUACACUUCAGGAGAAAGGAGAGAUUGUUGGGACUCACCCUCUAUGUUUUCUAUGCACCGAGAAAGAUCUUGUUUUCAAAAUCACCGACUUGUGUUUUAACCUGUUCUUCUUUUUUUUUGAUGGUUCCCUUUAGCAUACACAAUGGCCAAGUAUGGCAUGUCCAUGUGUGUUCUGGGCAUGGCUGAGGAGUUCAGAGGGUCCAUCGCUGUCAAUGCCUUAUGGCCCAAGACGGGUACGUGUUGAACGAUGCCAUUCCACCGUAUAACCAGUUUUAACGACCCAGAGUAGACAUGAGCAGACUAGUUUGUCAGUUAAAUGUCACUUUGUCAUCUGGAAUCGUAUCAGUGCUUUCUAAAUAACUUCCUAUGUGCAAUACAUAUCUAUUUUGAAGUAAUCGAAUAAAACUCAUUAUAAAACUUUAUUUCUUCCCUGAAUGUUGCGCCCUCUCCUCCAGCCAUCCAGACUGCUGCUAUGGACAUGCUGGGGGGCGCGGAUGUGGGUAAGCAGUGUCGUAAAGUUGACAUCAUGUCAGACGCAGCCUACGCCAUCUUCAGUAAGCCUCCCAGCUACACCGGGAACUUUGUCAUCGACGAGGAAAUUCUGAAGACCGAGGGCAUUAAAGACUUCGACAUAUACGCCGUGGCUCCAGGUACAGUAGACCUAGUGGAGACGUACAGUUAAAGUCGGAAGUUCACAUAGACUUAGGUCGGAGUCAUUAAAACCCGUUUUUCAACCACUCCACACAUUUCUUGUUAACAAACUAUAGUUUUGGCAAGUCGGCUUUGUGCAUGACACAAGUAAUUUUUCCAACAAUUGUUUACAGACAGAUUAUUUCACUUAUAAUUCACUGUAUCACAAUUCCAGUGGGUCAGAAGUUUACAUACACUAAGUUGACUGUGUCUUUUAAACAGCUUGGAAAAUUCCAGAAAAUGAUGUCAUGGCUUUAGAAGCUUCUGAUAGGCUAAUUGACAUCAUUUGAGUCAAUUGGAGGUGUGCCUGUGGAUGUAUUUCAAGGCCUACCUUCAAACUCAGUGCCUCUUUGCUUGACAUCAUGGGAAAACCAAAAGAAAUCAGACAAGACCUCAGAAAAAAAUUGUAGACCUCCACAAGUCUGGUUCAUCCUUGGGAGCAAUUUCCAAACGCCUGAAGGUACCACGUUCAUCUGUACAAACAAUAGUACGCAAGUAUAAAGACCAUGGGACCACGCAGCCGUCAUACCGCUCAGGAAGGAGACGCGUUCUGUCUCCUAGAGAUUAACAUACUUUGGUGCGAAAAGUGCAAAUCAAUCCCAGAACAGCAAAGGACCUUGUGAAGAUGCUGGAGGAAACAGGUACAAAAGUAGCUAUAUCCACAGUAAAACAAGUCCUAUAUCGACAUACCCUGAAAGGCCGCUCAGCAAGGAAGAAGCCACUGCUCCAAAACCGCCAUAAAAAGACAGACUACGGUUUGCAACUGCACAUGGGGACAAAGAGCAUACCUUUUGGAGAAAUGUCCUCUGGUCUGAUGAAACACAAAUAGAAUUGUUUGGCCAUAAUGACCAUCGUUAUGUUUGGAGGAAAAAGGGGGGGCCUUGCAAGCCGAAGAACACCAUCCCAACCGUGAAACACGGGGGUGGCAGUAUCAUGCUGUGGGGGUGCUUUGCUGCAGGAGGGACUGGUGCACUUCACAAAAUAGAUGACAUCAUGAGGAAGGAAAAUUAUGUGGAUAUAUUGAAGCAACAUCUCAAGACAUCAGUCAGGAAUUUAAAGCUUGGUCGCAAAUGGGUCUUCCAAAUGGACAAUGACCCCAAGCAUACUUCCAAAGUUGUGGCAAAAUGUUUUAAGGACGACAAAGUCAAGGUAUUGGAGUGGCCAUCACAAAGCCCUGACCUCAAUCCUAUAGAACAUUUGUGGGCAGAACUGAAAAAGUGCGAGCAAGGAGGCCUACAAACCUGACUCAGUUACACCAGCUCUGUCAGGAGGAAUGGGCCAAAAUUCACCCAACUUAUUGUGGGAAGCUUGUGGAAGGCUACCCAAAACGUUUGACCCAAGUUAAACAAUUUAAAGGCAAUGCUACCAAAUACUAAUUGAGUGUAUGUAAACUUCUGACCCACUGGCAAUGUGAUGAAAGAAAUAAAAGCUGAAAUAAAUCAUUCUCUCUACUAUUAUUCUGACAUUUCACAUUCUUAAAAUAAAGUGGUGAUCCUAACUGACCUAAGACAGGGAAUUUUUACUAGGAUUAAAUGUCAGGAAUUGUGAAACACUGAGUUUUUAAAUGUAUUUGGCUAAGGUGUAUGUAAACUUCCGACUUCAACUGUAUGUGCACAGUGAUGUGAGGUUAAACAUAGAAUUUUACGUAACAGCCUGAUGAAGUAGUCCUUCCACUUGAUCUCUAGUGUCAUUUUAAUAACUCCCUAGAGUCUAUUGAUGCACUGGUGCGUCAAUAUAAGUUACAUAAUUUAAAAAUCCCCAUCUAAAUCAGUCAGUUUAAGCUAGAGAUACCUGUGUUUUUGCAUUGGAUGCGUCUCAAUCCACCGCAUCCGCCUAUGGCGGCCUUCCAAUCAUCUUUAGUGGAAGGUGACCGAGCUACAGAGGUGUUUGUCAGACCAUGAGAUGUCCCGAAAAUCAGUUUGGCCUAUAAACCACUCUAUGGAAAGAUCCGACUCUCACGAACACGAUGGUGGUCUCCAUCUUGUUCUACGACCCCCACAGGUGUCACGGGACUCGUCUGACGGUAACCAGGACCGGUUUUUAAAAUGAUUGAAAGUAUGGAGGUAGUUUUGUGCCUACCCAAAACAUUUGGGAUUUGGUUCUAAAGGCCAAAUUCAAUAUGAUCAAAUAUUUUUUAUAUAUAUUAUUUUGAUACAUAAAGUUCAAAAUCAAAUAUCUAAAUGAUCCAUGAUAUGACCAUCUUAAAACAAUUCCAUAUGUCAGCUCCCCUCCACUCCACCCCAACAUCUUAGACUCUCGAUCAUUUUAAAGAUGGUGUGGUUAUGGUGUCCACAGAGCAUAGAUGUGGUAAUCAAUCAAUCAAGCACAUUUAUUUUAUAAAGCCAUUUUCACAUCAGCAGUUGUCACAAAGUGCUUUACAGAUACCCAUCCAAGCAAUGAUGCAGAAGCACAGUGGAAAAACUUUUUAUUUUUUAAAUUUCUUUCUUUGAUAUUUGUAUCUUUUUAAUGUUUUCGUUAUUUAUUUAUUUUUCUUUUUUUUUUUCUCUUUUUUUGGGGGAAUGGAUCAGCUUAAUAUUGCAGAUUGUAUCUUCUAUCAAUGUAAUUGCCUGGUCUGCAGAGUGGAAAAACUUGCUUGGAAGGCAGGAACUUAGGAUGAAACCUAAAGAGCAACCAGGCUCCGAGGGGUGGCCAGUCUUCUUCUGGCUGUACCGGGUGGUUAUGGUAAUGCUGUGUCUCUGUGUGACCACAGGUAAUGCACUGCUCCCGGACUUCUUCCUGGAUGAGGCUGAGUCUCUGGUGCAGAACAUGGGGGAUCAGGUUGUCAUCCCAGUGGUAAAGGGUGACAAACCCAGCGCUGCGUGGGCCACCAGUGGACCCAUAGCGGAAACAUUCAAUAUCAUCAAGGGAGUCCUCAACCCUGACAUUGUGAAAUCCACUGGAGGAGUCUACAAGUUCGACCUGUCUGGUAAGAAACUUAUUUUCAGCGUCGUAUGAAUGUUGUUUGUAAUGGUGAACAUAUAGUGAAUAUACUCACCGGACAGUUUAUUAGGUACACACAUCCAGUACCGGGUCAGACCCCUCUUUGUCUCCAGAACAGCCUGAAUUCUUCGGGGAAUGGAUUGUACAAGAUGUCGGAAACGUUCCACAGGGAUGUUGGUCCAUGCUGACACGAUGGCAUCAGGCAGUUGCUGCAGAUUGGACGGCGGUACAUUCAUGCUGCGAACAGCCCGUUCCAUGUCAUCCCAAAGAUACUCGAUUGGGUUGAGGUCUGGGGACUGUGCAGGCCACUCAAGUAAACUGAACUCGCUGUCAUGUUCCAGGUGAUGAUAGGAGUGGAACCCGGUGUGGUCGUCUGCUGCAAUAGCCCGUCCGUGACAAGGACCGACGAGUUGUGCGUUCCGAAAUGCCGUUCUGCACACCACUGUUGUACUGUGCCGUUAUUUGUCUGUUUGUGGGCCGCCUGUUAGCUUGCAUGAUUCUUGCCAUUCUCCUUCGACCUCUCUCAUCAACCAGCUGUUUUCGCCCACAGGACUGCCGCUGACCGGGUGUUUUUUGUUUGUCGCACCAUUCUCGGUAAACCCUAGAAACUGUCUUGCGUGAAAAGCCCAGGAGGGCGGCCGUUUCUGAGAUACUGGAUUCAGCACCUGGCACAGAUCACACCAAGCUCAAAGUAACUUAUAGUGUAUUCGGAAAGUAUUCAGACCCCUUGACUUUUUCCACAUUUUGUUACGUUACAGCCUUAUUCUAAAAUGGAUUAAAUCGUUUUUUCCCCUCAUCAAUCUACACACAAUACCCCAUAAUGACAAAGCAACGUUUUUGCUAAUUUAUUAAAUAUAAAAAACUGAAAUAUCACAUUAACAUAAGUAUUCAGACCUUUUACUCAGUACUUUGUUGAAGCACCUUUGGCAGCGAUUACAGCCUCAGGUCUUCUUGGGUAUGACGCUACAAGCUUGGCACACCUGUAUCUGGGGAGUCUGUGCAGCAAAACAGUCCUGUAGCUUAACAUCUGCUUCAUCUGACCACUUUUUUUAUUAACCGAGUCACUGGUGCUUCCUGCUUUAGUUUUUGCUUAUAAGCAGGAAUCAGGAGGAUAUAAUUAUGGUCAGAUUUGCCAAAUGGAGGGUGAGGGAGAGCUUUGUACGCAUCUCUGUGUGUGGAGUAAAGGUGGUCUAGAGUUCUUUUUCCCUCUGGUUGCACAUUUAACAAUUAGGAUUUAAGUUCCCCUGCAUUAAAGUCCCCGGCCACUAGGAGCGCUGCCUCUGUAUGAGCGUUUUCCUGUUUGCACUCAAUGAGCUGUAUAAGGCCAUAAGCAAUCUUAGUGGUGGUAAAUAGACAGCUAUGAAAAAUGUUAUGCACCAGCUGUUGUUUACAAAUAUACACAGACCGCCACCCCUUGUCUUACCGGAGUCAGCCGUUCUAUCCUGCCGAUGUAGCGUAUAGACCGCUAGCUGUAUGUUAUCCAUGUCGUCGUUCAGCCACGACUCGGUGAAACAUAAAAUAUUACAGUUUUUAAUGUCCCGUUGGUAGGAUAUCCGUAAUCUUAAGUCGUCCAAUUUGUUUUCAAAUGAUUGAACGUUGGCUAAUAGGAUUGAUGGAAGAGGCAGCUUGCUCGCUCGCCGUCGGAUCCUUACAAGGCACCACGACCUACGUCCACGAUAUCUCUUUCUCCUGCGAAUGACGGGGAUUUGGGCCUUGUCGGGUGUCUGUAGAAUAUACUUCGCAUCCGACUCGUUGAAGAAAAAAAUAUUCGUCCAAUAUGAGGUGAGUAAUCGCUGUCCUGAUAUCCAGACGAGACGGUGGCAGAAACAUUAUGUACAAAAUAAAUUACAAAUAAUGUGAAAAAACACAUAUUAGCACAAUUGGUUAGAGGGCUGUAAAAACGGCAGCCAUCUCCUCCGGCACCAUUCAGACUAGAGAAUCUUGUUUCUCAUGGUCUGAGUCCUUUAGGGGCCUUUUGGCAAACUCCAAGCGGGCUGUCAUGUACCUUUUAUAAUAAUAAUAUGCCAUUUAGCAGACGCUUUUAUCCAAAGCGACUUACAGUCAUGCGUGCAUACAUUUUUGUGUAUGGGUGGUCCCGGGGAUCGAACCCACUACCUUGGCGUUACAAGCACCGUGCUCUACCAGUUGUCUGGCUACUCUACCAUAAAGGCCUGAUUGGUGAAGUGCUGCAGAGAUGGUUGUCAUUCUGGAAGGUUCUCCCAUCUCCACAGAGGAACUGUAGAGCUCUGUCGGAAUGACCAUCGGGUUCUUGGUCACCUCCCUGACCAAGGCCCUUCUCCCCCGAUUGCUCAGUUUGGCUGGGCGGCCAGCUCUAGGAAGAGUCUUGGUGGUUGCAAACUUCUUCCAUUUAAAGAAUGAUGGAGGCCACUGUUCUUGGGGACCUUCAAUGCUGCAGACAUUUUCUGGUACCCUUCCCCAGAUCUGUGCUUCAACACAAUCCUGUCUCCGAGCUCUACGGACAAUUCCUUCGACCUCAUGGCUUGGGUUUUGCUCUGACAUGCACUGUCAACUGUGGGACCUUAUAGACAGGUGUGUGCCUUUCCAAAUCUAAAAUAUCUAAUAGAACUCAAAGGGUUUUCUUUAAUGGAAGCUUCUCUAAUGUCAAACGUACAGUGUGGUGUACCGCAGGGCAGCUCUCUAGGCCCUCUACUUUUCUAUUUUUACCAAUGACCUGCCACUGGCAUUAAACAAUGCAUGUGUGUCCAUGUAUGCUGAUGAUUCAACCAUAUACGUAUCAGCAACCACAGCUAAUUAAGUCACUUAACAGAGUUAUAGUCUGUUUGGAAUGGGUGGCCAGUAAUAAACUGGUCCUGAACAUCUCUAAAACUAAGAGCAUUGUAUUUGGUACAAAUCAUUCUGUAAUUUCUAGACCUCAGCUGAAUCUGGUAAUGAAUGGUGUGGCUGUUGAACAAGUUGAGGAGACUAAAUUACUUGGUGUUACCUUAGAUUGUAAACUAUCAUGGUCAAAACAUAUAGAUUCAAUGGUUGUAAAGAGGUCUGUCCAUAAUAAAGAGAUGCUCUCCUUUUUUGACACCACACUCCACAAAGCAAGUCCUGCAGACUCUAGUUUAGUCUGAUCUUGAUUAUUCUCCAGUCGUGUGAUCCAAUGCUGCAAGGAUAGACCUAGUUAAGCUGCGAUUGGCCCAGAACAGAGCGGCACGUCUUGCUCUUCAUUGUAAUCAGAGGGCUGAUGUAAAUACUAUGCAUGCCAGUCUCUCUUGGCUAAGAGUUGAGGAGAGACUGACUGCAUCACUUAUUGUUUUUAUAAGAAACAUUGUGUUGAAAAUUCAAAAUUGUUUGCAUUGUCAACUUACACACAGCACUGACUCACACAUGUACCCCACCAGACAUGCCACCAGGGGUAUUUUCACAGUCCCCAGGUCCAGAACAAAUUCAAGGAAACGUACAGUAUUAUACAGACCCAUGAGUGCAUGGAACUCCCUUCCGUCUUAUAUAGCGCAAGUGAACAGCAAACCUGGUUUCAAAAAACAAAUAAAGCAACACCUCACGGCACCACGCCUCUCCCCCAUGUGACCUACUUGUUGCGUGUAUGUACUGACAUGUAUGUGGAACUGAUAGAUGCACACAUCUGUUGCUAAUGGGGAUUUUAAUCAAAUCAAUUCACAGUAUAAAAUAAGACAAAAUGCAUUUUAAAAUGUAAGCUACUGUGUGACUCUCAUGCAGGCACAACUGCUAGCAUGAAAAACCCACAUUUUCAAUUGGCAAGAAAUUGCAUAUUUCAUGGGCAUUAAUUAGUAUUUGGUGCAUAUCAGCACAUGCAUCUCUUAACGUAUCUGAGCAUGUACUCAAAAUAUUAAAUGUGUUUAUCUGAUAGUCGCCUCCACACAAGUUAUUUUUUUUGCAGCUUUGAAAUUGGCCAGUAGUGGGAACUUACACAGAACUGUCAAUAACGUAAUAAUAAAACAUCUGAUUGGCUUAGAAUAAAAACUGUUAUGGAUGUAAUAACCACAUGAACUGGUUGAAACAUUCAAACAGCAGAAAAUGUUUAUUUUUUUACUUGUUUGAAUCCAAAGAUGGAAGUGGGCUUAAUGGGUAGCUACGUGGCCGUAAUGGGUACGUGGCCGUAAUGGGAACGUGGGCGUAAUGGGAACGUGGGCGUAAGGGUACGUGGCCGUAAUGGGAACGUGGGCGUAAUGGGAACGUGGGCGUAAGGGUACGUGGCCGUAAUGGGAACGUGGGCGUAAUGGGUACGUGGCCGUAAUGGGAACGUGGCCGUAAUGGGUACGUGGCCGUAAUGGGAACGUGGCCGUAAUGGGAACGUGGGCGUAAUGGGAACGUGGCCGUAAUGGGAACUUACUCUACUCCCUUGUUUCAUUACACUUGGGGGAGAAUGCAGGCUACUCUGAAAGUCAUUAAUGUUUUGUGUUGAUGGACUGUCAGUGGGCUCCAUUUUGUUGGUGUGAAGGGGGAGUCUAUAGUAGCGUGUGUCUGUGUGUUCCAGGUGAGCAUGCAGGAGUAUGGUUCAUUGACAUGAAGAACGCAGGGGGCAGUGCAGGUAGCGGAGAGCCCCCAGUCAAAGCCGACGUGGUCAUGACCAUGGACAGUGCUGACUUCACCAAGAUGUUUGCAGGUUAGUGACUGACUGGAUAGCUGGGUCGCGUUCAUUAGGCACGAAACGGAUGAAAACAGAACUGAAACGGGGAGGGAAUACCUGCCAGUACCUGGAUCGUAUUCACCAUAGCAAACCAUUUUGCAACAUGUGGUUCCUAGUGUAUAUGACUCUUCUGUUUUCUGUUGGCCUGAUGAACACGACCCUGUUUGCUUUUCUCAUUAAUUAUUUCUUUGCCACUAUAGUUCUCUCAGUAGUGAUACACAUUGUGCUGCUUUCUUCAUGUUGUGGUGCUCUCUCUCAUUAGUAACAUGUUGUGGUGCUCUCUCUCAUUAGUAACAUGUUGUGGUGCUCUCUCUCAUUAGUAACAUGUUGUGGUGCUCUCUCAUUAGUAACAUGUUGUGGUGCUCUCUCUCACUAGUAACAUGUUGUGGUGCUCUCCCUCCAGGCAAACUAAAGCCCACCAUGGCCUUCAUGUCAGGGAAGCUGAGGAUUAAAGGAGACAUGACUCUGGCUAUCAAGAUGGAGAAGAUGAUGUCCAUGAUGAAGAAAUCUAAACUCUAAAUUAUAACUGUGAGAAUGGCUGUGUCUGAAAGGGCACCCUAUUCACUAAUUUGGUGCCUUCAAGACAACUGGGAACUCAACAAAAAUCAUAUCAGACUGUUUAAAAUCCUGAUGGUGAGAUCUUCAGGUCAGAGAAUUCGGAGCUCUGGGAUGAUGCCCAAAGUUGGAUGAUCUAAAGAUUAUUUUCCCAGUCGGAGCUGUUUUUUUUUCCAGAGUUCCCAGUUGUCUUGAACGCACUGAAUUCGGACGUUGUAGAUGUCCAAGUUCCGAGUUGUCUAAAAUAGUGCACUAUAGAGGGAAUAGUGUGCCAUUGGGACAUACCCAGAAUGUCUAAUGAAUGUGCAGUUUUCUUCCUCUAAAUGGGUGUAAUAAAGAAUGAACUGUCCACCUCCUUUUCUAACAUGCGGUUUCUAAUAAACCAGUUGCUCUAAUUGUA
This is a messenger RNA of Coregonus sp. 'balchen', 21758 nucleotides long. Lineage: Eukaryota; Metazoa; Chordata; Actinopteri; Salmoniformes; Salmonidae. The record is from the annotation of a GenBank genome assembly.